Molecule: messenger RNA, 1389 nt
Organism: Elephantulus edwardii (Cape elephant shrew)
Lineage: Eukaryota; Metazoa; Chordata; Mammalia; Macroscelidea; Macroscelididae
Gene: METTL14
Product: methyltransferase like 14
Exons: 11
Coding region: 19-1389 (456 amino acids)
Cellular component (GO): RNA N6-methyladenosine methyltransferase complex; nucleus
Molecular function (GO): mRNA binding
Source: RefSeq, a predicted model, not a curated record
GAAUACAGGAAUUGCAAUAUGGACGGCCGCUUGCAGGAGAUCCGGGAGCGGCAGAAGCUCCGGCGCCAACUCCUGGCACAGCAGUUGGGAGCUGAAAGUGCCGACAGCAUUGGUGCUGUGUUAAACAGCAAAGAUGAGCAGAGAGAAAUUGCUGAAACAAGAGAAACUUGCAGAGCAUCCUAUGAUACCUCUGCUCCAAAUGCAAAGCGUAAAUACCUAGAUGAAGGAGAGGCAGAUGAAGAUAAAAUUGAAGAUUAUAAGGAUGAACUAGAAAUGCAACAGGAGGAGGAAAAUUUGCCAUAUGAAGAAGAAAUUUACAAAGAUUCUAGUACUUUUCUUAAGGGCACACAGAGCUUAAAUCCCCAUAAUGAUUAUUGUCAACAUUUUGUAGACACUGGACAUAGACCUCAGAAUUUUAUCAGGGAUGUAGGUUUAGCUGACCGAUUUGAAGAAUACCCUAAACUAAGAGAGCUCAUCAGGUUGAAGGAUGAGUUAAUAGCUAAAUCUAACACCCCUCCUAUGUAUUUACAAGCAGAUAUAGAAGCUUUUGACAUCAGAGAAUUAACACCCAAGUUUGAUGUGAUUCUCCUGGAACCACCUUUAGAAGAGUAUUACCGAGAAACCGGUAUCACUGCUAAUGAAAAAUGCUGGACUUGGGAUGAUAUUAUGAAGUUAGAAAUUGAUGAGAUUGCAGCACCUCGUUCUUUUAUUUUUCUAUGGUGUGGUUCUGGAGAAGGAUUGGACCUUGGAAGAGUGUGUUUACGCAAGUGGGGAUACAGAAGAUGUGAAGAUAUAUGUUGGAUUAAAACCAAUAAAAACAACCCUGGGAAGACUAAAACUUUAGACCCAAAGGCUGUGUUCCAGAGAACAAAGGAACAUUGCCUAAUGGGGAUCAAAGGAACUGUUAAGCGUAGCACAGAUGGAGACUUUAUUCAUGCUAAUGUUGAUAUUGACUUGAUCAUCACAGAAGAACCUGAAAUUGGUAAUAUAGAAAAACCUGUGGAAAUUUUUCAUAUAAUUGAACAUUUUUGUCUUGGUAGAAGACGGCUUCAUCUUUUUGGAAGAGAUAGUACAAUUCGACCAGGCUGGCUUACGGUUGGACCAACUCUUACAAAUAGCAACUACAAUGCAGAAACAUAUGCAUCCUACUUCAGUGCCCCUAAUUCCUACUUGACUGGAUGUACAGAAGAAAUUGAGAGACUUCGACCAAAAUCACCUCCUCCCAAAUCUAAAUCUGAUCGGGGAGGUGGAGCUCCCAGGGGUGGUGGAAGAGGUGGAACUUCUGCUGGUCGUGGACGAGAAAGAAAUCGAUCUAACUUUCGAGGAGAAAGGGGUGGAUUUAGAGGAGGCCGUGGAGGAGCACAUAGAGGUGGCUUUCCACCUCGAUAA